Messenger RNA from Hylaeus anthracinus, 1885 nucleotides. RefSeq names its product protein RCC2 homolog. Bases 182 to 1642 code for a protein of 486 amino acids. The transcript has 4 exons. The record is from RefSeq and is a predicted model, not a curated record. Lineage: Eukaryota; Metazoa; Arthropoda; Insecta; Hymenoptera; Colletidae.
AGCAUGGUUUUAUUAUGAUUUUUGAGCGCCAGGUGGCUGCAUUUUUGUUGUCCAUUUGUCGAACGGUACACUACAGACUACAGAUCUCAGCGCCAUUACAACGAUAAAUGUCAUUGUACCUGCGUCCCACAAAACCGAUUUUGAAUCGUUAAUAAGUUUUAAAUAAACGAAAUCUACCGAUAUGUCGACUAAACGGAAAAAUCCGACGAACAACAAGAACCGUACAAAAUCGAGAAAGGUCGAAUACGAUGAAGAAGACAUCUCUAGCGAGCAUGAUUCGGAUGUUGAUGACGCCGAGACCGGUUCGAAUGCUGAGGGUGAGGACGCUGUCGAAGAUGAUCUUACCGAUGUCUCCAGUAUCCCAGAAUUACCACCACCUGAGGGUGGGUGGGGAAAACCUGGAACACUACUCAUGUGUGGUCUCACAAAUUGGGAAAUGGCUGGUCGCAAAGCUCCACCAAAAGGAGUUAAGGCUAAUGUGGGACGCAGUUUAUGGACACCGCAUACUUUUAAAAACCUGAAUGGCGCACGCGUUAGAUUGGUUGCCUCUGGUCCUGCAGCUUCUCAUAGUAUUAUUGUUACGGAGGAUAAUAGAUGCCUUGCUUUUGGUAGAAAUGAUAAAGGGCAGUUGGGUGUCGGCGAUAUGAAACGUCGAGAUGAACCUACCGAAGUUACAGCACUGAAGGGACAUACCGUUAUAGCAGCAUCUUGUGGUCGUAAUCACACCUUAUUUUUAACAAGUCGUGGCAUAGUUUUCGCAGCCGGAGACAAUAAAUUAGGCCAAUGCGGUGUUGGAAAAUCUGAUGCGUGCAUUAUUUCUGCUACUAAAGUUAAAUAUACUGGUCCACCUAUAGUGAAAGUAGGAUGUGGUGCAGAAUUUUCAAUGAUUCUAGAUAUAAAAGGUGGCUUGCACUCAUUUGGAAGCCCAGAAUAUGGAGCCUUAGGUCAUAACACUGAUGGAAAAUAUUUUAUAACAAACGCAAAGAUGGCGUUUCAUUUUGAAAAAGUGCCUAAGAGAAUCGUUUUUUACGUUGAAAGAUCAAAAGAUGGCCAUCUUACACCUUUGGAUCGUGUGGAGAUUACAGACUUCAGUUGCGGUCAUUAUCAUACCGUCGCUAUUGAUAGUAAAAAUCGUGCAUUUUCUUGGGGAUUUGGCGGUAUUGGCCGCCUGGGUCACAAUGAGCAACGAGAUGAGUUCGUGCCUCGUUUAAUUAAGUUUUUAGAACCACCUAAUCGUGGUGUUAGAGCCGUGCAUUGUGGUAGUACCUAUAGUAUUGCCAUUAAUGUCCAUGGAACAGCCUUAAUGUUUGGACAAACAAAACGUACUGGAGAAGCCAAUAUGUAUCCAAAACCAAUUCAAGAUUUGUCUGGCUGGGAAAUUAGAUGUGUUGGUUGUUCUCAAACUAGCGUAGUAGUCGCAGCUGAUGAGUCGGUUAUUGCUUGGGGUGCUAGUCCGACAUUUGGCGAAUUGGGUUUUGGCGAAAUGCGUAAAUCCUCGACUACUCCGAUGGAAGUGAAAGCACUGGAAGGUUUAUACAUUACUGCCAUUACCUGUGGUAUUUCUCACACACUUAUGAUUUGUCGAGAUGAAUCCGAAGAAGAGAAAACUAAAAUCAACAAACUUCAAGUAUAUUCAGUUUAAAUUACAUGGUUUGCACAAAAAGCUACCAAAUUCCACGUUCGCGUGCUACCAAAUUUUUCUGUGUUCAUCACAAUCAUUGCCACACUUUAUGAUCAGAUUAUAUAAACGGAAAAUACAUCAUUAUACGUGACGAUAACUUAUUUCAGUAACUUAAAGCAUAGAUGAAACGAUCUGCGAGCAGUUAUUAAUAGACUGUAAAAAACGUCCAUACAAAUACAGACUUAACUAUUAUUUUACUAUGUA